Benincasa hispida (wax gourd) is the source of this 469-nucleotide messenger RNA. RefSeq names its product arabinogalactan protein 23-like. NCBI's taxonomy places the organism in Eukaryota, Viridiplantae, Streptophyta, Magnoliopsida, Cucurbitales, Cucurbitaceae. The record is from RefSeq and is a predicted model, not a curated record.
UAUAAAUAAUCUGAAUUAGCUUCAUUAUUCCUCAGGCAGCAAUCCAACAAUCUAAGGCUUCUUCGGUUCGAUCGCUCUCAUCUCAAUCGGAAGUGAGUUUUCUGCCGAAGAAAGCCAAUUCAAUAUAAUCAAUCUCAUCAUCCGCCAUGGAAAUGAAGAAGAUCGCUUGCGCCGCCCUCUUUGCCGCCGCCGCCGUCAGCUCCGCUGUGGCUGCCGAUGAGUCUCUUUCUCCCGCCGCUGCCCCGGGGCCGAGCAGCGCCGCCUCCGCCGCUCUCCCCGCCCUCGGAUCCCUUGUCGGUGCCUCACUUGUUACCUUCGUUGCCUACUUCUUGAACUGAAGCCCCGCCUGAGAAGGAAAUUUUAAGUUUAUUAUUAUUUUUCGCUUUUUUUAUGUGUUUGGUUUUUACGAUUUCCAUGGAGGAUGUGAUUUGACGUCAUAUAUGAAUGAAAAAUAAGAAGAAAAAAAAAA